Molecule: messenger RNA, 1424 nt
Organism: Helicoverpa armigera (cotton bollworm)
Lineage: Eukaryota; Metazoa; Arthropoda; Insecta; Lepidoptera; Noctuidae
Exons: 1
Coding region: 458-1420 (320 amino acids)
Molecular function (GO): nucleic acid binding; zinc ion binding
Source: RefSeq, a predicted model, not a curated record
ACGUAAUAGGAAGAUGAGUGAAACGGAAUGUGUAAUGAUGAAUGAUAGGUGUGAAGCAUGAUAAAGUAAGAGUGAAAGGGAUGACGUAUUGGGUGUGAAAGAGACAAGAAUGUAAUGUUAAAGAUUGUAGGAUGAAAGGAUUGGAAACAAGGACGAGAGAAAAAAAGACGUAUGGAAGACGAGCUAAGCUAAGACGUUGAGGUUGAAAAUAAAAGUAAAACUACGUUUUUAUUCAAGAAUCAGCUGUUUAAUUCGGCCCAAAUAUCCCCUACCCCACAUGUUUUUGGGGGCUCGUCCGGGAUAGGGUAUUAUUUUGGAGCCGAAAUACGACGUUACGACGGGAGCGGAGAUAACCUGUACCUAAGACGGUGUGGUGGCCGGCGAUCUCGCUUCAAAAUACGACGAAAGACGCUAACCGAAGACGGUAACGCUAGUUACACAGACAAAACAAGACGAAAUGGGUGGACGCGACGAAGAAGGGCGCAGACUAAGUCGCCAAGCCGACUACAGUGAAGACGACCACGCGGUCAAACUACCGUUCUGCAGAGAUUGGGCUGCAUUUGGUACAGACCAUCUGGUCUCCAAGUUCAGUGGCCAAGAUAAGACACAUUCUGCUGCUAGAUGGGCGCAGGACAUCGACGAAAACUCAGAAAUAUUUCAAUGGACGCCAUUGCAGACGCUAAUAGUCGCCAGGAAAUCUUUAACUGGUACUGCAGCUCUGUGGUUAAAGUCGGAAAAACCAUUCAAAAGUUGGAACGACCUCAAGACCGCAUUACUCAAAGAAUUUCCUGAUUCCAUCGACAGCAAAACCAUUCACGAAAUGAUGGCGGCUAGGAAGAAGAAGAAAGAUGAAAAGUGCUUGGAUUAUAUGCUGGUAAUGAAGGAGAUGGGAAAGCGCGGAAAAAUGCCUGAUUAUGUCGCUAUAAAAUACAUUAUUGACGGCAUAGUCGACUCGGAAGUCAACAAGAUGGUGUUAUACGGCGCUACAACGUACUCUGAACUUAAGGAAAAAAUCAAAAUUUACGAUGUUAUGAGGGAAAAGAUGUGUGCAAGUUCUAACAGAAAUAACAAGCCAGGUAAUAGUGAUAAAGCUGCUUAUCAGAGUUACAAACGAUGCUAUAGCUGUGGAGGGAGAAAUCAUCAGUCAUCAGAGUGUCCAAAUAAAGAGAAGGGGCUGAAAUGCUUCAAAUGCAACGAGUUUGGGCAUAUCUCAACGCAAUGUAAACAACAAGGUGAAACAGUUCGUUCAAGAACGAGUGACAGGAAUGGUGAACGGCGGAAUGAAAACCGAAAGUUUCCGAUGAUCGCCGAGCGAUGUGCGUGGCUGACUUCACUACGUGCGAUUACGAGGUUGGUAAACCUGACGAAUGUGGCAGCCAUGACAGCUCAUUGGAUAACUCAAUCGGACGUACCAACAUAAGUGG